AUGAGUUCCGGGGAGUGGGAUUUGCGUGCGCUAAAAGCGCUCGAGGAGGAGGAACAGAAGGAAUUUCUGGCCCUGAGCCAGAAGAAUCUUUUUGAGCCGGCGUUGCCCACAGGUGCCGCUGAGAAUGGCAGUGUUGGCCUGUCGAACGCCAAGCCGGCAUUGGCCUAUGCCCAACUGCAUCCGCAUCUUCUCAAGCUGCCCACCAUCGAUGAAUGUCAGCUAAUUGCCGCUCAGCGUCAAUCCGCAGGCAGCCUCGCCAGCGGAGCUCGUCUAAAGUUCACUCGUGCUCUUUCACUCUCCGCACACUCAUUGUCACCACGUGCAGGUGGAUCCGGUUUUGGCAAGAAGCUUAAGGCACGCCUGGUGGGUGCCAAGUCCAGUGGAUCCCUGUCCCCAUCGCGUCAUUCCCACAGCUACAGUGUCUCCCCUGUGUACACUCCACCGCCAAUGCGCCGUUGCGCCACUUUGCACCACACGCAACCGGUACGCAAGACCUUUAAGACCCUACAGCAGCUGGAGCGGCAGAAACGGCAGAGUAGUGCAUCACAGGCAACAACGCAGCCGCAGCUGCAGCGAAUUGUGGGCACCAAUAAGACAUAUUGGAAGUAUGGCGCCAACUCCACAGCUGCUUCUAUCAUUGGCCAGCGUGCCAGACUCCAGCAACAACAGCAGCUAAGCGAACUAGAGUCCAAUAUCUCAGACGAGCCUAAUGUGGACCUCCUCGAAUCGGAGGCUCACGACAGUGCCACAGAGACAGGCUCAUGUAGUGUACCUCUGCCACCGGCGGAUUCCAAUGAAUUGUUGCGCUUAAGCAUGAUGUUAACUGCUGCCAGUUCGGCUAUUACUGGAACAGCGACAGCAGCAACAGUAGCAGCAGCAGCAGCAGCAACUGGUGGGUCGAUGAGGCGCUAUCAACCCCAAGGCGAUGCCGAGGACGAUGUCAAUGCCGAAACUGUUGCUUACGAAGCUUUUCACCGACCCAAAAGCUUUGAGCGUGCUCUCUUACGUGGUAGCAGCUUAACAGCGCAAGAGAGUCACAAUAACAGUCACAAUAACAGUCACAGUCCCAGCCCAAGUCAUAACAGAAGUCGAGCAAUGCAAUCCACAAGCAGCGGCCGAAUAUUUAAGUCAACCUCACUGGAUGCAGCCCAUGUGAGUGUGGAUGUUGGUCUGCCAUUGGCUGUGGGUGUGGCCUGUUAUGGCCAUGGUGCGUCGCUAGGUGGCGCCACACUUGACGAUGAGCUGGAGCAACAUAUCAAGCAUUGUUCCUGCUCCUGUAAUCAUAUGGGCUAUGGCAAUUCAAUGGACUACCAGUCGACUCUGGCCCUGAAGCUUCAGCUAACAGAUUGCCGCCAGGAGAACAUUUUGUGGCAGAAGACUCCUAUGCAGGUCUCAAUUGUUUCGACGUGA
Drosophila innubila is the source of this 1410-nucleotide messenger RNA. RefSeq lists its product as uncharacterized. The transcript has 3 exons. The record is from RefSeq and is a predicted model, not a curated record. The coding region runs from base 1 to 1410 and encodes 469 amino acids. Lineage: Eukaryota; Metazoa; Arthropoda; Insecta; Diptera; Drosophilidae.